This is a messenger RNA of Porites lobata, 3613 nucleotides long. The record is from the annotation of a GenBank genome assembly. NCBI's taxonomy places the organism in Eukaryota, Metazoa, Cnidaria, Anthozoa, Scleractinia, Poritidae.
AUGGUGACUUUCGUCGUGACCACAAGAGAGUCUCUUGAGUAUAUGGACCUCCAUUUUAUAGGUCAUAAGGGUUUAAGAAUAAGGCCAUUAGAUAAAGCCUCAGCUAAUACCUUAGUUUCUGAGUUGCUUCCAAAUGCAAGCACUGCAGACUGCACACAAAUAGCGCAAAUCUGCGGACAGGUUCCUUUAGCUGUGAAGUUAAUGUGUUCUUUGAUAUCUGAAAGUAGUGCUCAACCACGCCAGAUUAUAGAUGACCUCAUGAUGUCCUCCACAGAAGACCGUAUCAUCGAAAUGUUAAACAAUCCAGAUUACCCAACUAGUCACCGAAUACAGUUCUUGUUUGACUCUUCUUUCAAGAAACUCACAAAACAAGAAAAAGAUGCACUUGUAUCCUUAAGCAUUCUCCCUGAGAGUUUCAGUACAGAAGUAGCUGCAGCCAUUUUAAGUGACACAGGGUCUAUGGAAGCCAGGAAGAUAUUAGCAAGCCUUCGAAGAAAGUCUCUUAUUGAUUCAAGCUCUAAACCGGGAUCAUUUACAAUGCACAAGCUCUUGCAAUCAUUUGCGAGAGAAAAAGGAGAAAAAGAGAUGACAGAGACGUUUCUGAGCUCAAAACGUCGUUUGAACGCGUUUUACGUUUCCCUUCUUGAGAAGCUUAAUGAACAGUUUCUUACCGGGAACUCAAUGGCAGCAUAUAUUGAAUUCUAUGAAAAUAAGAAGAACAUCAUUGAAAGUGUAGUAGAGAGCUGUUUUGAUUCGGAGAGAGCUGACAGCGUUUAUAAUGUACUGGUGAAAGGAGAGAUGUUUCUUGCCUCGCUUUUUUCGAAUGAAGCGAAAAACUAUAUUCACAUAUAUGACACAGCCAUAAAGGCAGCCAGUCUGCAAAAGAAAGACGAAUACUACAGACAAUUACUUUCCUCCAGAGCUUUCGGUGAGGUGACCUGGGGACGAGAAGGAAAAACGAGACAUCUUCUCUCAAAAGUGAAUGAGCUUCAAGCCGCAGCUUCCCUUCCUUCUAACCUGGAAAAAGGAAAAUAUUUGUGCUAUAUGGGGAUCUAUCACUUUAUUACAGAAGAAGUUCUUAAAAGAGGCGCUAUUAUCACUUGAAAAUUGUAACGGCGCGGAAAGACGCAUUCUGGAGAUGGUUAUUUUUCAGAUACUUGCUGUUUAUUUUCAGUCCCUUAACGACCUAUCCAGUGCAAGAGCUUUCUAUGACAAAGCAAUCCGCCAAUGUAGUGUAAUGAGGGAUUUGGAACUGCUUAUUAUACCGUCAAUGAAAAACGAAAACAAGGAAUCUAUCAAUGAAGUAAAACUUCAACAACACUCGGACAUCUUGCUUGGUCAACCACUGAAAUGUCAAAUUAUCUUUCUAUUAAGCAAAGCAACAAAGACUUUUGCCGAUGCUGACACCAAGCAAUGUUUAAGCAAUUCGCUUUUCCAAAUCAUAGAGAAUAUCGAAAGAGAGGCUCAAAUUAGUCUCGGAUUGCUCACUUUUCAGGGCGUUGCGACAAAAUUAUUGUGGUUUUCAAGUAGUGAAGACCCUCAAACACUCUACGCGUACAGAAUAAAGUACUAUCAAGCAGCCCUGACGCAAUACAAAGAAAGUUCCCCAAACAAAGACAAUUUAAACGAUGUUAAACAUUUACAAAAUGAAGCACAUUCAAGAGACUUGUUAGACCUAGGUAGAGUUUUUAUAAAAAGAAAAAGCUAUCCAGAAGCACUUCAGGCAAACCAGCAAGCUCUCGAGAUAUCGCAAAGACUUUUAGGAGAGGAACAUGAAAGCACUGCCGACAGCUACUUCAGCGUCGCUGUAACGCAAUACGAAAUGCAUGACUACAACUCAGCUCUCCAAUCUCAUCAGCGUGCAUUGGCUAUCCGUAUUAAAGUGUUUGGAGAAGAACAUGAAAGAACUGCUGACAGCUACGGGCAACUCGGUCUAACACAACACGCAAUGCAUGACUACACCUCAGCUCUUCAAUCUCAUCAGCGUGCAUUGGCUAUCCGUAUUAAAGUGUUUGGAGAAGAACAUGAAAGAACUGCUGACAGCUACAUCAGCGUCGGUGCAACGCAAUACCAUAUACAUGACUACAACUCAGCUCUCCAAUCUCGUCAGCGUGCAUUGGCUAUGCGUAUUAAAGUGUUUGGAGAAGAACAUGAAAAAACUGCUGACAGCUACAGGCAACUCGGUGUAACGCAAUACCAAAUGCAUGACUACACCUCAGCUCUCCAAUCUCAUCAGCGUGCAUUGGCUAUCCAUAUUAAAGUGUUUGGAGAAGAACAUGAAAGAACUGCUGACAGCUACAGGGACCUCGGUGCAACGCAAUACCAAAUGCAUGACUACACCUCAGCUCUCCAAUCUCAUCAGCGUGCAUUGGCUAUCCGUAUUAAAGUGUUUGAAGAAGAACAUGAAAGAACUGCUGACAGCUACAGGCAACUCGGUGUAACACAACGCGAAAUGCAUGACUACACCUCAGCUCUCCAAUCUGAUCAGCGUGCAUUGGCUAUCUGUAUUAAAGUGUUUGGAGAAGAACAUGAAAGCACUGCUGACAGCUACUUCAGCGUCGGUGUAACACAAUACGUAAUGCAUGACUACACCUCAGCUCUCCAAUCUCAUCAGCGUGCAUUGGCUAUCCGUAUUAAAGUGUUUGGAGAAGAACAUGAAAGAACUGCUGACAGCUACAUCAGCGUCGGUGUAACGCAAUACCAUAUACAUGACUACAACUCAGCUCUCCAAUCUCAUCAGCGUGCAUUGGCUAUCCGUAUUAAAGUGUUUGGAGAAGAACAUGAAAGCACUGCUGACAGCUACAGGGAACUCGGUGUAACGCAAUACCAAAUGCAUGACUACACCUCAGCUCUCCAAUCUCAUCAGCGUGCAUUGGCUAUCCGUAUUAAAGUGUUUGGAGAAGAACAUGAAAGAACUGCUGACAGCUACAGGCAACUCGGUGUAACACAACACAUAAUGCAUGACUACACCUCAGCUCUCCAAUCUGAUCAGCGUGCAUUGGCUAUCUGUAUUAAAGUGUUUGGAGAAGAACAUGAAAAAACUGCUGACAGCUACAGGCAACUCGGUGUAGCACAAUGCGAAAUGCAUGACUACACCUCAGCUCUCCAAUCUCAUCAGCGUGCAUUGGCUAUGCGUAUUAAAGUGUUUGGAGAAGAACAUGAAAAAACUGCUGACAGCUACAGGGACCUCGGUGUAACGCAAUACCAAAUGCAUGACUACACCUCAGCUCUCCAAUCUCAUCAGCGUGCAUUGGCUAUCCGUAUUAAAGUGUUUGAAGAAGAACAUGAAAGAACUACUGACAGCUACAGGGACCUCGGUGUAACGCAAUACCAAAUGCAUGACUACACCUCAGCUCUCCAAUCUCAUGAGCGUGCAUUGGCUAUCUGUAUUAAAGUGUUUGGAGAAGAACAUGAAAGCACUGCUGACAGCUACUUCAGCGUCGGUGUAACACAAUACGCAAUGCAUGACUACAACUCAGCUCUCCAAUCUCAUCAGCGUGCAUUGGCUAUCCGUAUUAAAGUGUUUGGAGAAGAACAUGAAAGAACUGCUGACAGCUACGGGCAACUUCGUUUAACACAAAACAACAUGCAGAAAACCUGUGUCUUGUCUUAA